GUCACAAGUCUGCGACGUUGCCGUGGUGGGGCUGUUGGCGUCUGAGGCUGAGGCGGCGGCGGCGACGGCCUGGGCGGCGGCAGCAGCGGAGGCUGCGGGGGCUGCGCGGGCUGAGGCGGGGCCUGUGGCAGUCACAGGGGCGGCUGCGGCUGCGGUUCCGGGCGCCGGAUCUAGGCCCGUGUCGGCCUCCGCGGUUUCCGCGCCGGCCUGGUAUGUACAGAUGGCUGCUUAGUGUCCUCCACUCCGUCUUCCGGAGGCCGCGCGGCCGCCCCGAGGCUGCAGCGCAGCCCCUGCUUAAGAGGCGGCUCUCGGACAGAACUCCUGCCACCGAUGAAAUACAAGCUAAAAGACCACGAUUAGAUUGCUUCAUUCACCGGGUCAAGAAGAGCAUCUGGGAUAUCACCAACUUAUUUGGCGCUCCGGCCCACCUCAGCCAGAGGCGCCCAGAGGCUAGUGGCUGCAAUGGCGCACAAACUGGGGGCUCUCCCAGAGAGGUAUUUCCCAAACGUUCAUCUUAUAAAUUGACAAAAUCUGGACCCUGGAGAGAUGUGCUUACAUCGGGUAAAAAACCACGUAAUGGAGCAAGUCAACAUUCAAAUAAAGUGAGUCGACAUCAUCCACGCCACGUUAUGCCUUCCUUUAGUUUUCCUCGUAACCAGGAAGUUUAUAACAAAAGAAUGAGUGGCCGUCACUAUGUCAAGUCUCCCUCAGACAGUUCUCUAGCCAGGAAACAGCCCGCUCAGGACCGGAAUGCUUCGGAGGGACCCCCUGCAGAAACUAGCAGGGCUCUGAGGAGAGCUCGCUGUACGGUGGAAGAGGGUUUUCAGAGAGAGGAAAGAGAGAAGUAUCAAAGGCUGUUGCAGCGACUUAAAGAAGGAUGCCAUGGAAACUGUCUCCCUUCUGUCACUGCAAACCAUCACGGUUCUCACCGAUGUCAUGUGGAAGCCGUAAGGAACGGUGGCUGGGGGGAAGACCAGCACCUCGAGAUGAGAGCAGGUCAGCUUGUUCCAAAGCAAUACAGAGUCACUGAGUCAUGGGGACCUGUUCGUGUCAUAAGAAAUGAGAAGAGGCAUCACCCUAAAGCAAAAAUUCCAGAACCUGGAAAGAUAAUUGAACAUAGAUUAGAAAAUGAAAGUAAGAGGGGGCAGCAGCCUGAACAGACGUGGGGGCAGCAGCCUGAACAGACGAGGGGACAGCAGCCUGAACAGACGAGGGGGCAGCAGCCUGAACAGACGAGCGGGCAGCAGCCUGAACAGACGUGGGGGCAGCAGCCUGAACAGACGUGGGGGCAGCAGCCUGAACAGACGAGCGGGCAGCAGCCUGAACAGGAGAGGGGGCAGCAGCCUGAACAGGAGAGGGGGCAGCAGCCUGAACAGGAGAGGGGGCAGCAGCCUGAACAGACGAGGGGGCAGCAGCCUGAACAGACGUGGGGGCAGCAGCCUGAACAGACGUGGGGGCAGCAGCCUGAACAGACGAGGGGGCAGCAGCCUGAACAGACGAGGGGGCAGCAGCCUGAACAGACGUGGGGGCAGCAGCCUGAACAGACGAGGGGGCAGCAGCCUGAACAGACGUGGGGGCAGCAGCCUGAACAGACGAGGGGGCAGCAGCCUGAACAGACGAGGGGGCAGCAGCCUGAACAGACGAGGGGGCAGCAGCCUGAACAGACGUGGGGGCAGCAGCCUGAACAGACGUGGGGGCAGCAGCCUGAACAGACGUGGGGGCAGCAGCCUGAACAGACGAGGGGGCAGCAGCCUGAACAGACGUGGGGGCAGCAGCCUGAACAGACGAGGGGGCAGCAGCCUGAACAGACGUGGGGGCAGCAGCCUGAACAGACGAGGGGGCAGCAGCCUGAACAGACCAGGGGGCAGCAGCCUGAACAGACGAGGGGGCAGCAGCCUGAACAGACCAGGGGGCAGCAGCCUGAACAGACCAGGGGGCAGCAGCCUGAACAGACCAGGGGGCAGCAGCCUGAACAGACCAGGGGGCAGCAGCCUGAACAGACGAGGGGGCAGCAGCCUGAACAGACCGAGGGGGCAGCAGCCUGAACAGACGAGGGGGCAGCAGCCUGAACAGACGAGGGGGCAGCAGCCUGAACAGACCAGGGGGCAGCAGCCUGAACAGACCAGGGGGCAGCAGCCUGAACAGACCAGGGGGCAGCAGCCUGAACAGACCAGGGGGCAGCAGCCUGAACAGACGAGGGGGCAGCAGCCUGAACAGACCAGGGGGCAGCAGCCUGAACAGACCAGGGGGCAGCAGCCUGAACAGACCAGGGGGCAGCAGCCUGAACAGACCAGGGGGCAGCAGCCUGAACAGACCAGGGGGCAGCAGCCUGAACAGACCAGGGGGCAGCAGCCUGAACAGACCAGGGGGCAGCAGCCUGAACAGACCAGGGGGCAGCAGCCUGAACAGACCAGGGGGCAGCAGCCUGAACAGAAGAGGGGGCAGCAGCCUGAACAGAAGAGGGGGCAGCAGCCUGAGCAGAAGAGGGGGCAGCAGCCAGAGCCUGAUCUCUCAGAGGAAGUGUCGGCCAGACUUCGCUUGGGCAAUGGAAAUACUGCCAUGUUCAAGCGGAGACACUCUGGGCUCGAGAUGAAGGAGCUGAAAGAAGAGCAUUGCCCAGGCAAAGAGGAGAAGAGUCUUGAGGAGCCUUCCGAACUCACCGAGGAUAUGGAAAAAGAGAUUAAUAGUGCCCUAGGCUGCGGCCCCCAAGAUGAGAUCCUAAGCAGUGCUUUCAAAUUAAGAAUCACCCGUGGGGAUAUACAGACCUUGAAGAAUCAUCACUGGCUCAAUGAUGAGAUUAUUAAUUUUUACAUGAAUCUUCUGAUGGAGAGAAAUAAAAAGCAAGGCUUGCCAGUGCUUCAUGCCUUUAGCACAUUCUUCUACCCCAAGCUGAGCACUGGUGGUUACCAAGCAGUGAAGAGAUGGACCAAAGGGGUGGACCUCUUCGAACAUGAGCUUAUUCUGGUGCCCAUUCACCGCAGGGCACACUGGAGCUUGGUGGUGAUCGAUAUGAGGAAAAAGAAUAUUAGGUACCUGGAUUCCAUGGGACAAAAGAAUCACCGAAUCUGUAACCUGAUGCUCCGCUAUCUACAAGAGGAAAGCAAGACCAAAAGAAACAGAGAGCUGGAUCCUGCGGAAUGGACCCUGGAAUGCGCAAAGGCCUACGAGAUUCCUCAGCAAUUGAAUGGAAGUGAUUGUGGAAUGUUUACUUGUAAAUAUGCAGAUUAUCUCUCUCAGGACAAGCCCAUCACCUUUACACAGAAUCAGAUGCCUCACUUCCGGAAGAGGAUGGUGUGGGAAAUCCUUCAUCAGCAGCUGCUCUGAGAACCCCCUGUUGUUCCUUGCAGCUGCUCGGGAUGCUCCCCAGAUGGUUCCAUUGAUCUCAUGCCUCAUGAGUUAGAAAGGCCCAGCAUCACUUCUGCUGCUUUGCAGGUACCGAGUUGCAAGGCCUGCAUGGAGGCGAUCUUGAGCCUCGGCCUGGGGGGACCGAAGACUGAGCUCCCGCCUGUAACUCUGUGCCUCUUGCAGGAUCUUCUGCUGGGCAGUCCCUAUGAAAACAAACACUAAUAUAAUGUGUGGUUAAAGGACAUUUUUUUUCUUCAAGAAUGUAGGAAAUGCAGGGUUUACUCUGUGUGUGUGUCUAUGUGUGUGUAUAUAUCUAUAUAUAGAGAGUGUGUGUGCGUGUGUGUAUUUGUGUUCAAGAGCUGGGCAGAGGCCCCUCAAAUGAAACUCUAGAUUUACUUCUAUGAAUAUUUAUUUCUGAAAGGACUAUUCAUUGAGCCACUCCCUCUAGCUGAGUCCUGAGGUAAUAACCCUAGGAGAGGGGAGGGGUGGAAGCUGCUACCUUGGAGCUGGAGGGAGCUCUCUUCGGGAGGCCAGAAAGAGACACACAGAUAGACAGAUGGACAGACAUGCUUGGGUUCCAGCCUCUGCCUUGGCUUUCUGGGCCGGCUGGCAGGCAGACAGGCAGGUCCCUCCUGCCAGAGCCGAGGGUGAUUGCAGCUGCUCCAGUCUGUCCAUCCCAGCCCAUCCCAGAGCUCCCACCUGCAUAGUCACUCCCUUUGAGAACACUGGCUUGAUUUGAUUAUGGAGACUUUGUUUCCCUCUUCCGCAAAGGAAGGGCCUGGCUUAGCUCCUGUAACUGGAUUUGUAAUUACUGUGAACCCACGAUUGUCACUGCUGGCCUUCAGCUGAUUGGGGGAAAGUCCCCAAGUUAUGAGAGACGGCAAGAAUUGUUUAUUUCAAGAGAGACUAUCCAAGGUAAAGCUAUUUUUCUCAAAGUUUCCUUUUUUCUAUAUAAAACUAAAAUUAAGUUUUGUACUUAUUUGGAUCUUUUUUUUUUUCUGAGCUGAAAUCUGUGAAAGAGCCUAUUACAAGGCUAAGGUUGUUGCUGAAUAAUCUAUUUUACAUAUGAAAGUUUGUAUUUAACUUGUUUUUUUAAAUUUAAAAGCAUCCAGAUGUGCUGCUUCUACUUUCUCAAGAGUUGAAGGAAUAUUUGUUGGUAUGAGGAAAGUUCAAAACCCCUUUUGCAGUAACUAGUGCCUGGUAUGUGUCUUUCCCCAUGUAAUAAAAGGUUGCCUGGCCAAGAGCCCUGGGAAAUCUAUGCCGAAACAUUGUUUUUGGAAUUUCCAGAACAGCUCACGUUGGUGCCUAGUGUGACAAUCUGGCACCUGGUAUGAGCUAGCAAGAUUGUCAGCUCAGCUGCCUCUCAGCUUGGGCCCACGCUGGUUGUGGCCUCUCUUCCCUGUGCCCUCCAGAGUGAGUACAAGUGCACAGAACUCCUAGGGAAGGAAGAGGCCCAGCCACAGUGGCCGACUGACGCUCUUGUGGCUGGCACAUUCUCAGUCCACACGCGUUCUAGUUGGAGCGUGUUUUCUGGGUCUCCCAUUUCUGCAGGCACAGAUCGGGUACAUUUCCCCGAUUUGGUUAUUCUUAAUUGUUGGGCCUGUCAGACUCAUUCGCUCCAGGUCUCAACUACUCGAACCUUUUUAGCCCCAUUCUAAACCCAAAUGGGCUCUUAACAUUUUUCUCCUAAAUAUAUUUUUAAAUACUAAAUUUUACUGAUGCUAUUUGUUCUAUCACAGCUAUUUCUGGAAACAGCCCCUGCCCCCCAAAGAAUACAAACAGCUCUAAACAAAGCCAACUCAGUGCCUGCAUCUGGUAGUGUAGACACCAUUGUGUACCUGUAUCCCCUCCCUUCCACGGAAAGGGCGGGAGGCGCCGUCUCUGCAUCUGCUCUCUGGAACAGAAUGGAACGCAGUGCCGUUACUCAGCAUUGGACUUUGUAUGCCUUCCCUUAUUCUGUUGUUGUAUUUGUGUCCGUUGUUUGGUUUCUGCUAUUUUGUGAUGUCUCAGUUCGCAAUGAAUUCUUCAGCAUCUACCGUUUCUUGUGCCGUAAGUUUCUCUUUGUUGAACUAUUCCCUGCCAGUUGGCAUACUCUUUGUUUCCUGUUUUUUGCUACCAAAAAAAGUGUUGCUGUGUGACUUUGGGUCAAUGAUGGGCCUUUUUUUUUUUUUAAACUGUUCUUGACCUACAGGGAUCUCAGUGCUGGCAUCCCUGGGUCAGCAGGUAUGAGUAGUGACUUAGCUCAUGGAACUCCAAAUUAUUUCCCAGAAACAUUGGGCCAGUCCACAGUGUGCCUGUCUCCCCUAGAGUCCCCAACAUCAAUUAUUUCUGUAUUUUGUCAUCUCUGAUAAUUUACCAGGUUGGAGAUGAAGCUUCAAGAGUUAUCUUGUUUGGCAUUUCUUGUAUUAGUGAUUUGCUAUAGUAUUUCUUAAGAUUUUCCCAGCCCUGUGGGUUUUUUAAUUCUCUUAACCAUCCCAAGUUUCUCCAAAGAUUUAUCGAUGCCCUUUGUACACAUGCACCCAGCCUCCUUUGUAACAAAGGGUUUAUCAUAGACAACAUGUGUGCCAUUCCACACCCAUAGGCCCCCGCUUCUUGGUGGGGGCGGGGGGACAUUUGUCAUUUAUGCAGUCAAGCUUGGUCAUUACAUUUACACAGUGUUCAUUUGACUUCAAUGUUCUUCCCGUUUCUGUUGUCAUAAGGAGUGAAUUCUGCUCCCUUCCUUCUUCCUCAGCUCAGAGAAACCUUUCCCGAAUAUUUGCCUUGUCUUAGGAUGCAGUGAUGCUCCAUUGCAUUGAUAGAUCACAGUUUCACCACUUCCUGACUGAUGCCCAGCCCUUCAUUUCCCAUUCCCUGAUGUCACAGAAUGUGCUGCUGUGAAGACCCUUCCUUUUGUCUUUGUUUUCCUUGGGGUAGUUGCCUAGGAUCUCCAGGUCAAGGGUGUGUGCCCAUUUUAGUCACUUUCCCCUAUGUAGUUCCAGGUUGUUUCCCUUACUUGUUGGACCGAUUCACAUACCUGUUAGGGACACUGUUUAACCCUGGAAGGUCCCUUCCUUUGUCCUGCCCCAGGAGACCCUGCCUUUCCUCACUGUCUCCUACUUUACCUUUGCAAGCUUUGCUUCCCAGGGCCCUAAGCUUCCCUUCUCCAAUGUAUACUUCUGCCCCUUCACCUCAGAGCUCCUCUCUCCCCUCUCUGGAGGGAACCAGCCACGUCAGAGAUGGUCAUUGGGAUGGUAGUGGGACAGUUGGAAAAGCUAGGCUACUUCGGUUUAAGCAGAGGCCCCCGUUUGCACUGUCCCUCCUGUACCAGUGAAAUCCCAGGUGAAAUGGAGCCAAAUCAGACUGAAGUCUGAAAGCAGCUUUUUGUGAGCUGGUCUAGCAAUGUCGCCCCCCCCUCACAGGAUUGUCCCCAUAGAAUAUGCUCUGACUGCCCAUUGGGAUUUUGUCGUUUGUGGGCACUGUUCCCCCCAUUCUUAAUCUAAAACCUUUGAGGAGAGGAACAACAGAUUUGGGGCCCUUUGAACAGUGGCAUCAUCACUGCCACUGCCACAUACAGAUUCAUAUAGAUUCACAUACAGGAGCAAAUUGGAAAGACCCCAGAAGUAUUUGGGCAAUAGCAGGAACUUAGGUUUUCAAACCUCUUUGUUUUCAAAUCACCUUCAUUUCCCUUCCCUGCCCCGAUGCCAUCCUGUAAAGCUAAGAAUAAAAUGAGGCGGGAAAAGCCCAUAGGAAGGAGGCUGGUGGGAAAAGCUGUGAGCCCCUGAGAAGAAAUGCCCUGCCUCUACCCUUGGUAAAGCUUUUUCCCCAUCACUUCAGUCAGUUUCACACAACACUGAUUUUCAGCAGCAAAUCUGGACUGCUCUGUGAGACUUUUACUAGCAAAUGCCAUUUAAAAGUCUAUAGGCUUAAAAAUCCCCUCCAAUUUAUACCCAGCUCUGUACCUGCCUCUGACCCUGGGUGACCAUGGAUGCGUCUGUCUCAUUCACAAGGUUCCUCAUCUGCAAAAGUCACUCAUUGCACCUACCUCGCAGCGUUGUUGUGAGGCUAAGGAGAUAUUUUGCCACCUUUCGCUUGUGAGGAAAUGUUGAUGUGGGUGGACCCAGGGUGAAUUUCUGGGGGACCUUGGACAAGAUCACACCCAGUGUGGAUGGGUGAAGAUCAGUAUUGUUGGGGGGCUCUAUAUUGACUAUCAAUGGCAUUGGUGCUGUUUCUUUGGGCUGCAUGGAGGUACAGUGGAAAUAUGGCCCGAGCUAAAGUCAGGACCUGCAUUCAAAUCCCUGCUUCACUGCUCACUUCUCUGAGGCCCCCUGCGUCUAAUGGAGACUAUAAUUGGACUAGAUGGCCCUGGAAGUUCUUCCAGCUGUCCAUCCGGAUUCCGUGGCUUCCUCAGUGACUUCAGCUCGGGGUCAUAGCGGAUAGAGGGCUGGACGAGGCUGAUGAUUUGUCCCUACCCUAAACCUCUGUUGUGAGGUUUAAAUGAGCGAAUGUGUGUCGAAUGUUUGGCAAACCUAUGAGCAAUAUCCGUGGGUCACGGCCUUCUGAGACGCUAGCCUCUCCAUUUGUCUGUCUCCAGCCCAUCUCCACCAACCACAAGAAAUAAGAGAGUGAGCUUGUCCUCACUGCCCUCGGAACCUGGCCCCAUUGGCUCUCCAUGUGUCCCUCCUGUUGCUUUGCUUUGGCCUCUCCCUCACUGCCUGGCAGCCUUUUUUUUUUUCAGAUUCAUGCUUAAGCUUCUUACAGUGGCUGCUCAGAGUGCUCAGGCCCCCUUCUGUCUUCUGACACCACCCCCACUCUGGUGCAUUCCCUCAUGCCCUCUCACCUACAUCAUUGCCCGUCCCCACUCUAGUCUAGCCUUCAUUCAGCUGUCAAAGCUGUCUCUUCAUGAAGUUCAAGACUGAUCAGGUCACCCCUCCCGCUUAUAAAUCCCAGUGGCUCCCUACUGUCUUCAGGAGCCAAUACAAAAUGCUCCAUUUGGCCCUUUAGAACCUAGCUUCCUCCUACCUGUCCAGUCUCCUUACACCUUGUUCCUUUACACAGAUUCUUCAGGCCAGUGACACUGGCCUUCUGGGCGUUCCACGGAAAAGCCCCUCCAUCCCUUGGCUCUGGGCAUUUUCUCUGGCUAUCCCCCAUGCCUGGAACAUUCUCCCCCUUCCCCUCUGGCCUUCCACAGGAAGCCUUUUCUAACUGCUCUUAAUUCCAGUGCCUUCUCUCUGGUAAUUUUCUUCUGCUUACCCUGUAUCUAACUUGUUCAUACUUUAGUUUGCAUGUUGUCUCCCGCAUUAGAACGUAAGCUUCUUGACGGCAGAGAUUGUCUUUUGCUACUUUUUAUAUCCCUGUUGCUUAGCACAGACCCUGGCACAUAGUAGGCACUUAGUAAAAGUUGAUUGACCUGCUACUUUUCUCAAUGAAGUAGCUGUCUGUCAGGAUCUUGAUCAACUUUAUUCCACCCACUUUCUCCUCCUUUUCCCCUCAGAGUACAAUUUGGCUCACCCUCACUUGACUCCUUACUCUCAUCCCUUGUAUCUUCUCAGGGAUUUUGGUCAUUCCGCUUCUAAACUUCAAUCUCUUUCUCUCUAAGGGACUCCUUCUGCUUACAUGCUCAGGUCUCUCCCACCCCAAGGGGAUAAAAAUUCAUCCAAACCCUUCCUGUGACCCUUGCAUCCAUUUUCAGCUGUUACACUCUCUUCUUUAGAAAAAUCGUUUUCAACUGUAUUUGUGGUUUCUACAUCAUCACUGCCAAUUUCCCAAUCUCUUGCAACACGACUUCUCUUUCCUCCCCUGAAACUUUCUUCCAAAGUCACCCAUUACUCAGUGAAGGGUUCUCAGUCUCCCUCACUUUGACUCCUUUGCCACAAAGUCCAGAGACCGUUUCUUGGAAGACUUAACCCAUUCAACUUUGGAACUCCUAGCAAGGGGGAGUGAAGGAGCAAGCACAGAUUUGUUUAGGAGUCUCACUGCCCACCUGACUCUCUCAAUUAGCUAUCUCCACCACUGCUACCUAUCACUCAACUCCCAUGUGGUUAAACUCACCAUCCUUGUGACUUCCCAGACCCAAACUUCAGUCACCUUCUGACUCUUCCCUCUUUACCUUUCCAAACCACACCCAACCAGGUGCCCGAUGCACGAUGUCUCUGAUCCCUCCUCUCGUCUACCCUCCCAUGGCCAUCACCGCUCUCACCUACACUGCUACAAUAGUCUCGACAAGUCUUCCCGCUUCCAGUCUCCGCUUUCCUAUAUAGCUUCACACAGUGGCCCAAAGUCUUUCACUGAUGACAUCAUGCUACUCAAGAGCCUUCAGUGCCUUCACAUUGCCUCUAAGAUAGAACACACCAUCCUUCACCUGACACUUACCACAUCCCGCAUCAUCUGGCUCCCGUCUCCCUCUAGCUUGGUUUUGCCAUCUCCCCUCACCCACUGCCUCCUUUGCUCCUACUUGUGCUGAUGGAACUUGGGGCAGUCACAGAAUCGUGCUGAUUGAGUCUCUUUAACGUGAUGAUAGCCACUCUCAACAGGGCCCUCGCUACAGCAAGGCAGUUCGAAUAUCUUGCUCACCACAGAAGCUGUUCCAAACCUUUUCUUCCAUCAGCCCUUCCAUGACACUUUCCCCAGCCUGUCUGGUGAGGGCCUCCCCUCCUACUUUGCCAACAACAUUGAAGCCAUUUCCUGAGAGGUCUCCCUUAUCACCUUGCCCCCCACCAUCUCUGCUACUCCAGUCUCUGAGGAUAUGUCCCUUCCCAUCUACAUAUGUCCCACCCCCACCAUCAUAUCCCUGGUGCCUAAAAACAUGCCCAGAUCUCCAGAAGAAAACCCUCACUAGCUCUGACCCUGCCUGCCAGCUAUUUGAGACCUCUCCUUCCCUCUUUGGAGAAGCUGCCUACAGUUGGUGGCUCCAUCGUCUCCUCACCUUCUAAACUCUGCUUUCCUAGCUCUUCAGUCACCAGAGACCAGCCAAAUCUCCCAGGCUCUUCCGAGGCCCUGUCCUUCCUGCAGCCUUCAGCACUGUUGAUCAUUUCUUCUUGUGUAAAAACCUCCCUGGGUUUGGGUGACUCCUGUCUCUUGGUUCCCCUCCUUUCUGACCUGUCAUUUUUGCCGGAUCUUCAUCCAGGUCCUGCUCACUACCUGUGGCUCUGUCCUGGAUCCUCACCCAUUUCUGGUGAUCUCAACUCCCAGGAGCCCACUUGUCAUCUCUGCAGAUGACUUCCAGCUCUAGUCCAGCAUUAUCAACUGCCCCCUAGACGUUUUGACUCGUGUGUCCCAAAGGCAUCUCAAGCUCAUAUCCAGAACUCCAAAGUGCUCACUCCUCUCUCUCGCAUGUGUCACCCAUACUUUUAGCCUCUCUUCCUCAUCGCGUGUGUCUCCUCAGUUGUCAGACCUUGUAGUUGCUUUCUUUACAGCAUCUCUCUCCUAAGACACCAGCCUAACUCAGGCCCUCAUCACUUCUCGCCCUCCGGCCAGUCUGCCUCAAAUUUCUCUCCACUCUAUCUCAACUCUCAAAAUGAUUUUCCGCCCCACCCUGCGUUCAGCAGCACCAGCGGCUCCCUAUUGUUGGGCGUUCCAUCAGUUGUGGACUGUCCAUGGGUCGUCUUGGCAGAGACACUGGAGUGGUUUGCCAUUUCCUUCUCUGAUGGAUCUAGUAGAUCCUUUUGUCAGGUAAUUGGAAGUCAAAUGAGUUGCCAGGACUUGCCAACCUCAGAUGUUCCUAGCAAGUGUCUGAGGCUGUAUUUGAACUCAGAUAUUCCUGAGUCCGGGCCCAGUGCACUAGCCACUGGGCCACCAGCUGCCUCCCUAUUACCUCCAGGAUCAAAUACAAUAUUCUUUGUUUCCGAACCUUCCAUUUCCUACCUUUCCAUUCUUCCCUCCAUGCACUCUACAAUCCACACAUACUGGCUAUUUGCAGCUCCUUUCAGAAGACACUCCAUGUUUGGUCUCCAUGCCAUUGUAUUGGCUGUUCCCCAUGGCUGCCAUGCUAACCCUCUCAACUCCACUCAAGUGCUGCCACUGCCAGAAGGCCUGGACCUCCCGGCUGCUGGCAUCGUCCCCGUAAGUUUGGUUUCCAUUACUGUCUGCUCUGUAUUUUAUCUUGUAUGUUCUAAUGUACAUGUAUGUCUUCCCCAUUAGAAUGUAAGCUCCUGGAGAGCAAGGACUGUUGGUUUUCCUUUGUCUUCACCAGCACCUCGUGUGAGUGCCUGGCACAUAGUAAGCGCUUAAUAAACAAAUGACUGUUAACCAA
Molecule: messenger RNA, 11572 nt
Organism: Trichosurus vulpecula (common brushtail)
Lineage: Eukaryota; Metazoa; Chordata; Mammalia; Diprotodontia; Phalangeridae
Gene: SENP2
Product: SUMO specific peptidase 2
Exons: 17
Coding region: 1129-3324 (731 amino acids)
Biological process (GO): protein desumoylation
Cellular component (GO): nucleus
Molecular function (GO): deSUMOylase activity
Source: RefSeq, a predicted model, not a curated record